AAACGGAAAGCAGAAUGUGACGAUACUAGCUGUCGUGUCAUCAUUUCGGUAGCAGCUGCAACGUGGGAUAUCUGUGAGAAGAAGACUCGGUCAGUUUCGGAGCUAUUUCUAGUUGUCUGAGGUUAAAAUCAUGGAAACCUCUCCAGAUCCACUACCAAUAGGACCUGUUGGCCCAGCUACCUCAGAUACAGAUCACAGUCCAAAUCCCGCAAACAACAACACAACUGUAUCAGUUGCCAACUACAGCAAAGACCAGAUAGAUCCUGCAGCUAAACCUGGUCAGUGUGGUAUCUACAACCUGGGUAACACAUGUUUUAUGAACGCUGGACUUCAUUGCCUCAUGAACACUGCACCCAUCAUCAAGUAUUUCCUCGACCAGUAUUCUUGUGAUACAAAGUUUGGACAGUCACUAGCAGCCCACUUUUACUGGCUAGCCUGUAAGUAUUGGAGUGGAAGCUACGCCAUCAUCCAUCCUGGUGACUUCAAGACUUGCUUAGGCACUUUCCACAACCAGUUUGAGGAUUACAGACAGCAUGACUGUCAGGAAUUCCUGGCCCUGAUGCUGGACACAUUACAUGAGGAAACAAAUAAGAGUAACGUUAUUUUCAUGGAGCGGCAAGGCUCACUUCCGUCAACAGAUACUCCAAAGUGUGAACAGGACCAACUGAACAACUCGCUAGAAUAUAUAACACCAUCCGCUAAUGAACUGACCGCAACAACAGGAAAGAAUGACCAGCUAAAUAACUCACUAGAUCAGAUCACAGUAGCCGAAUUAACCUCCAUGCCAAGUAACGAUCAACUCAACAACUCACUUGAGCAAUCGGUCUCUUCAGAGCAGUUGAAUAACUCUCUUGAAAGGAAAUGUGUAGAUGGAGGUGAAAACCUUUCAGGCUGUGAAGCUCCUACAAACAGAAUAGGGGAGAGAAUCACACAGCAACAACAGGUUGUAGAACAGUUAUCUCCCCUCGUUGAUGGAGAUGCUAGUUCAAAAAAUGACUUCAUUUUUGCUGGUCAGCAAAAUAUGGACAUGUCCACUUUACGUCCUUUGCUUAAUAACUCCACAGAGUUUAAACAAACACUACCGUCCUUGCAUCAAUUUUAUGCCAAAGAAUCAAAGACUUUGAAUACAAAUGUUCUCCUAGACAAGGAGAGUGGAGGAGAAUCACUCAACACAGAUUCUCAAAAAUUCGCCAAACAAGACAAUGAUAGCCCGUUGAGAUUAAAUGAAGUAAAUUUAUUACAAGAUAUGGCUCCUAUGGAGGUAGAUAAAAACGACCAUCCUAAAGGUCUAAAGGAUGUGAAUAUUCAAGCUGACAAAUGUCAAAAGGCCUCCAUUGGGAUUGCGCUAUGUUUCGCUGAACAGAAAUCAAUGACAGCUCAAACCACCAUGAAAAACGCCGAUAGUGAAUCAAUGUGUUUUGAUCCUGAUGUCGAUAGUGUAAAACGAAUGAAGUUUGAAAGCACUGAAAAGAAUUUCCAGCACCAGGCUUUCAGUAAGCUCAAUAAGAACAUGUCAGAUACGAAAGGUUCUUGUAGUGUAGCAUUACAGGAUUUUAAAAACAGAUAUGACAGCAUUGCAGAUAGUCCAAAAUCUACUGAUACUGAUGCUAAACUGGAGGAUGAAGUUGAGUCAAAUUCAAUUCUUGGUCUCUCGGAGUCAGUUGGGGCCCAGCAACUAGAAGAAGAUGAAGAUGAAGAGGAUGAUGAUGAAGAUGAAGAAGACGUUCUGUGUGAUGCAGCUGACCAGGCGUGGGAUUCCUAUAUCAAACGACAUAAUAGUAUAGUGGUAUCCACAUUUCAGGGCAUGUUUAAGUCUACGGUGAUUUGCUCUGACUGUAAUCACGUUUCGGUGACCUUUGAACCUUUCAUGUACUUAUCCAUACCUCUACCACACAGCAUGGAGAGACAAUUAUGUGUAUGGGUAAUGCCAAUCUCCGGAAGUCCGACCAAGUACCUACUGACACUUCACAAAAAUGACAAGAUCCAAACAGUCAAACAACAACUUAAGGCCUACACUGGAGACCAGGACCUUGUCAUGGCAGAGGUGUUGGAGGGACAUAUAGCCAAGACUCUGGAUGACAAUGUUGCACUGCGAUUUGUUAACGACUCGACUCGUUUAGUUUUUGCGUACCAAAUGCCAUCACCCCCGAAAAAUAGCGAGCUGUCCGAGGCCAGCAAGGACUCAGCUGACAUCUUCAGCAAGAUGGACACUUUUGUACCAGGAGUAACACAGCUGGAGGAUAACAGCCUGAAUGCAGUUAUAUGUACUCAAGACCAUAUAUGUAAUCAGGAGAGCAGGUCCAAGGAUGAUAACUCAGGGAAAAACAAUAUUGAAGUUAUGCAGAAUCUAACGGCUGAAUCUACUGUGAUAUCUAAUGUUGUUUCUGGACAGGAGGAUUGUGACCCCUCUCUGUCUUUGACAGUUGAGAUGACGAUGGAAAAUACAGCGGAUCAGCCUCAACUAAGGACAGAUCUGUCUCUGAUGGAUGAUGCUCCAUAUAUGUUGGAUGCUGGUUCUUCCGAAAUCCAGUCAGACAACCCACUGUGGGGAGAUGAGAAAGAUCCUGCAGCUAAUUGGAGCUAUCACCCUACUUCUCCUGAAAAUCCAGUCACGUCAGAAACAUUCCCAACGUCAACAACACAUGAAUCUAUUGAGACAUGGAUUUCAGAUAACAUGCCUGCCACAGAUGGUUCUGGUUCCACAGUAGCGCCAUCUGUGGUGACACCAGACCAGUGGAGGUCAUGUGCGAUCUGUCUUGAGGAUCUGAUGGAUAUUGAACUGAUGGUCCACCAGCAGUGUGGGGGUACCUUCUGUCAGACUUGUCUAGAGAUGUCGGUGAGACAUUACGGAGAAGAUAGCUACACUUGUCCAGUCUGUUCAGCACCUGCUGUUCUUACAGAGGACUUUACUUCUCUAGGGGCAGAUAACUCUGAUCAACCUGUCAAAAUAAGGGUAAUUUCGGUGCCAGUUUCGUUUAAUAUCUGCACCGAGAAUGGAGAUCGUCGCCUCAUUGGUCAUCCACGUCCAUUGUAUCUGGCCAAUACAAUGUCUGGACAAGAGCUUUAUGAUUACAUAGAUGAGAUAUGUCCGGUCCGUGUUGAUUACACUUUAACAGUCACAGAUGGACAGGGCCUGCACUGUUCCCGCUGUGACUACACAUCCAAGUGUCAGGGGUGCCUGCUAACACGAGAGGAAGAUGUUUUGUUUCGCCCCGGUGAUAACUUGGCUGUGUGUUAUGGUGAAUUGACUGCAGAACAAUUAGCUUGUGCCGAGACGUAUCACACAGACAAAUCAAUGGAACUCCGCCGACCAGACAAACCUCUCCAUAUAAACGAUUGUCUGGAGGCUUUCACUGAAAGUGAGGUACUGGAUGAACACAAUCCUUGGUUCUGUCCACGAUGUGAGCGCAACCAGUGUGCAAAGAAAACAAUGACUGUGUGGCAGUACCCGGAUAGACUUAUCAUCCACCUUAAAAGGUUUAUGUUCCAUGAACUGUCGAGUACGAAGGUUGACAACAAUGUUGUCUUUCCCUUGGAGGGCCUGGAUUUGACCCAGAUGAUCUCUGGACCAAACACUAAAUGUCCGUUGUACGACCUCUAUGGAAUCGUCUGUCAUUUUGGAGGAGCGAAUGCAGGACACUACACAGCAUAUGCUCAACACCCUCAGGACCGUGUGUGGUAUUACUACAACGAUGAGACAAUCUCACAGCAGGAACCAAAUGCUAGCGAUUUCAGUAACGCCUACAUUCUGUUUUAUCAGAGGCAGGGAACAGAGGUGCAGUUUGACUUUCAGGAAUUUUUGACUCGGCACAAGAUUGAGGGUCUGAUGGUUCCAGACGUCACAACAGACUCGGUCAUAAAGGGUUCCCUCUCUCAAAGUAAUAACGGACCAAACACUUCACAAGGCAGCUGUGAUCGAAACCAGUCAGGGGAUAUAGCAGUUGCUUCAUAAAUUAUAGAUAACAUGUGUUUGUACAGGACUAACAUUAAUAAGCCCGCUAUCUUGUCUUUUAGAGUAGGAAGUACCCCCCUCCUUCCCGUUUGAGCUCACUACAAGAUAAAUAUAGGUUAACAUUAUCUUUGUCAAUGUGUGUUCUAGUCAAAGGUAGACGAAAGCUUCCCACAUAGUCUGAUGGAAAAUUAUUUUUACUUUCUGAUUUUUUAAAGUUAGAGGCUUUUUCAUCUGUCAUGUGACAACAACGCUUAAAAUGCAUGAAUCAGUUUUGUUGUAUUUGUUUAUCCUAAAGAUUUUAACAUGUGUUGAUAGGGUUAACACGUCUAUGUGAUUUAAAAUACUCAGUAGUUGUCAGUGUAUUCAUGUUGUCAAUGAAUAAACUGUUAGUUUUAUUUCAUAAUGAAUAGUGAGUGCUUGUAAUUCCUUUUUCUCAAAUUCAGUUUUUACUGUCCUUGGCAACUGGACCAUUGAGCCUCUGCACUGGUCAUAAUUAGAAAUACUAUGAAGUAUUGUUAACAGUGUAUUCUGACAGGCUGUCUUAUCUGAUGUCAGAGUAUUCUGACAACCUGUCCAAUCUGACGACAAGAUAUUUUACCGUCUGUUUUACAUAACCAACCACAGAAAUAUCUGAAAUAGAAGCAAAGAAGACACCUCACUAGCAUGUUCAGUCUCGCAGUGUGAGGCAGAUUUAACUGGAAUUCUAUAAAAUUAACUUUCUCAUUGAUAUUAACACUAAUAUCUAAAUAUUUAGAUUUAUCAUUCUAGUUUUCAUCAUAGUAUUUCUUGAAUUCUUUCUGUUAGAGUAACAUGGUGAAGAUAUUGGUUUAGUUGUUUGGUAAAAUAUCAUUUUCUCGUUGUCUUUGAUGAAGUCUUCCCUGUUUAAUUUCUGAUGUAGAAAGAAAUCUGUGAUUUCUGUAAAGUUUUAUAACUGUGAUAAUAAGUAUCGUUUUGUCCGUGUCAGUAUUGUAAUAAAUUCCUGGGUUUGUAAUUAUCACAGAAAGACUUCGUUUAUCUGUAUAUCGUUGUUUGAGAGUGAUAUUUUCCCCAAACAACAAUAUCCACAGAAUUUCCUAAAAUCCUUUAAGUUUACUUAAUGCCCUUUUAUAGAAAUAAUUGUAUGUAUGAUGUAUCUUUCUUCUUUUUGAUAAACAAGGAUAUUUUGACAGGUAGUUUCUGCGUAACUCUUUUUUUUGUGUAAGGAACAAUAUUGACAGGUAGUUUCUGUGGAAUUUUUAAAUUUUGGAUAAGGAAAGAUAUUUUGACAGGUUGUUUCUGUCAAAGUCUUCUUUGUUGUGUAAGGAACGAUAUUUUGACAGGUGGUUUUUGUGGAAGUCUUUUUUUGUGUAAGGAACGAUAUUUUGACAGGUAGUUUCUGCGUAACUCUUUUUUUGUGUAAGGAACGAUAUUUUGACAAGUAGUUUCUGUGGAAUUUUUAAAUUUUGGAUAAGGAAAGAUAUUUUGACAGGUUGUUUCUGUCAAAGUCUUCUUUGUUGUGUAAGGAACGAUAAUUUGACAGGUGGAUUUUGUGGAAGUCUUUUUUUUUUGUGUUAUGAAAGAUAAAAACUUGGUCACAAAUGCUAUUUUGUGAUGAAGUGUAAACUUACACAUGUAUGUGAUGUCAUUUUGAGAAGUGAAAGUGGAACAGCGAAACUAAAGUUAGUGAUAUUCUACUGAUGUUGUACACUAGAAAGUUUCCACAGCACGAAGGUUUCCACCUUGUGAAAUUCUGCGUUAUUAAGUUUUUAAAUUUUGGAAUUUCCAGAAUGAUAAGUUAUCCAUCAGAGAGGUGCGGAACUGGGAUACCUUAUUAGAGAUGUCUUACACUACUAGCACGGUUCCACCCUGUAAAAAUUAAUCUACAUUUUUGUUAACAGACUUGAAGGCAGCAAUGGCUGUUUAUUUUCUUUCAUAUUUUCGUAGUUCGUGGUUGUCUUAAUAAAAAUGAUUUCCGUGUGUGCUAUGCUUGUCAAGUAGCUUUUCACUUUCAAUGAUUGGAAAAUUGUGAAAAUGUAAACCAUCAAAAAGAGUGUUCAUAGUAAUAGGCUUCUUAACAGUGUUUUUAGUUCUAUAUUGUAAGACUUACCAGUGAAUUCAUGCACCGGUUUAUAAUAAUCCUAUCUGUUCACCUGUAGAUAGUGCUUAUGCUAUAUCUGGAACAUUUUGGGCUUUUUUUCCUGCAGUCAUUAAGCUUUGCAUGAAUAUUUGAAUGAGCUGAACUAGUGCAGAAUAAAAAAAAAAUAUUCUAUUAAUACCAUUGUAGCAGGGAUUUGUGUACAUAUGUAAGAUUCUAAUUUUGUAGACCAAAAGGAUUUUACAAAUCAAACAUCACAGACAUUUAUUUUAGGUAUAGUCAGACUGAAAUGACCUGUGUUUUUCAUUCUGAUAUUAUUUACAAAUAAGUUCAUGUGUAAAUUGGGAUAUAGAUAAACCACCGUCAUCAUGAAGCAUGCAUUAUACUCUAGACACUGAACAAAUAUUACCUGAUUAGUUACAGGUGAAGCUGAAUGGGUCAGUUUCUUCUAAAUAUACUUGGUUCAAUUUUUUAGUUUACAUGUUGGUUAAAAUGAGGACUGCCCAAUGGAGCCUCACGAUUUUUUUUUACACUGUCAGGUUUUUUUGUUGUGUUUAAUUGGAAGUGCACAUUCAAGAGAAAUUAUGGUAUAUUAUUAUGUAAAAUCGUUUCAUUGCUGUCACUUUUAUUGUGAUUUUUUUCCCUACAAAGUGAAGUCAAGAAAAAUUGUUUUUGUCAAUUUCUUUCAUAGGCUAUAAACAAUAACCAAAUCCUAAAUGUGUACUAAAGAUGUUUCAAUUUCCGACUGAAUAAGGUUUGAAUGAUCAAACAAAGCAUUUCUUGCUAUUGUAAUGUAGUAGCUAAUCUGACCUGUAUAUUUCAAGAUCCUGUCUAAUCUUACCUAAAUAUUCUUACACCCUCUUUAAUCUGACCUAAGUAUUCAUACACCCUCCCU
Molecule: messenger RNA, 6921 nt
Organism: Ylistrum balloti
Lineage: Eukaryota; Metazoa; Mollusca; Bivalvia; Pectinida; Pectinidae
Exons: 16
Coding region: 131-3952 (1273 amino acids)
Biological process (GO): protein deubiquitination
Molecular function (GO): cysteine-type deubiquitinase activity
Source: RefSeq, a predicted model, not a curated record